AUGCAUUCCCAUCUCUUUAAUAUUUAUAAGGUUUAAGGGCAAAAUUCUUAUUACUUAUCUGGCUCGUCAGACAAGAUCAACCAGAUUGAUAUUUAUUGUCCCUCAUUUAAGCUAGUGCUUGGAAAUAUUAAGAUAUAAUCGUUAGUUAUUACAGCCAAAGAAAUCGAAGUUCAUGCUAAAAUUGAAACUCAGUACCUAAAGCUCACCUCAGAGUUUGACUAGAUCUUGAUUAAAAAGCCGUCUGAAAUCACGACAAAAACUUUAGUUGUGGACGGAGCAAGUCUUCUCAAUGAGGGCUUAAUUUCCUUACAGGCUCUCUAUUGUGGAGAAAUAAUUAAUAAGAAUAGGCUUUCUAUUGAAGAACUUGAUAAAACUAUGGAUAUUGGAAGAGUAGAAGCCCACAAAAUUCAAAAUGAGGGCUAGUUAGAAAUAAAGAGCAUCACGUACUUAUGUGAAAUCAAGCACAUACUUAAUGAAGGGACACUGAAUAUCUUAAAUUCAAAUUUGUAGUCUAUUUAAAUCACCAACAGCAACGAUAUGAUGAUUUCUAGAAGCGACCUAAUUUCCCGCAACUUAUUGAAUUAAGAAGGAUCUAAGCUAUUAGUUGACGACAUUUCAUCUCUUAAAAUCAUGGAAUCAUUUAUUAACAAAGGACUUGCUCAGAGUUCAUAAGGAGAUACAUGGGUAAUCAAUGACUUUCUUAAUGAAAGUGAUUUCGUAACUGAGCACGGGUUCUACACAAUAUAAGAUCUUAAGAACACAGGAACUAUCACCCUACUAGGAUCAACCUGGAACUUAUCAAAAGUAAUCACCCGUAGUACUUAGCCUGAUUUUGUCCCAAUUCAGUCAUUUAGACAAGAAGGAAAAAUAGAAUGUAGCGAUGAUAUAAUUAUUAAUGAUGAAGCUAUGCCCAUGGGACUAAGGACAUUGAAAAACGUUGAAGAUUAUAGAUGGAGGGACUUAUGUAUAACCCCUGAGUAGAUAAAUCAAACAAUUAAUAACAUUGAAUACGGUGGCUCUUAUAUAGUUUAUGCCAAGAGAGUUGAAAUCCCUCUAGGAAUUACCUUUGAAACACAGAGAUCUAUAGUUUUAGAAGUCCAAGAGUUUGCCAAUUAUGGCUAAUGGGUUCUUUUUAGGAAUUUGAAUCUGAGAUUAGUCAAGAUGAUUAAUGGGCUUGAUAAUGAUAGGUAAGCAACUUUGCAAGUCAAUGGAAAACUCACAAUAGAUGCUCAAACUAUUGAUAAUAGAUUUGGAGUAAUAGCCUCGAAUGACACUCUAAGUAUCAAAUCUGAAGCACUUUUGAAUGGAGCUCUCAUGCAUCAAUGGAGGGCACCAUUAUUCCCGAAUGGAAAUAUAAAUUCUUCCUCGGGGGCUUGUCGUUAUUAAGAAGGCGCUUAUUAGCACUGCUAUCUUAACGGCUCAGGAAUUAUAAGUUCUUCUGACCUUGGUAUAGAGUGCAAACAAAUUAAAAACGAAUACGGCGAAAUCAUGACUCAGGGUAACCUAACAAUUCAAGGUGAUAUGCUCUAUAAUCUUUGUGGCAAUGUAUACGGCAGUAAAUCAAUAAAUGCAAAUGUGAAAGAAAUUAAACUCGACAGGGCUGAGCAAAGAAUCUUUCCUGCAAUUGGCGGUGGUCAUUACCACAACUUAAGGUAUAGACUGGAAUGCAGCGACCCACCAACUUUGAGUUCUUUAGGUGACAUUAAUCUAGUUUUUGAACAGCUUAUAAACCAUCUAGGGGUAGUAUCUGCAGGAUAAAACAUUAAGCUUAAUAACAGAGAAUACUCAGGAAUUAGCUCAGGUGUAAUCAAUCAUUCAAGGACCUAAUGGUAUGAUGAAAAUAAUUAUGUGACUGGGGAAUAUCACCGUCAUGAUCAUCGAGUGCCUGCUACAAAUUCUGUAAUUGUAUCUGGAUCCAAAAUUGAAAUAGCUUCUUCUUUAUUUGCAUUUGAGGGAGGCACAGCAGCUGCUCCAGUUAUCAAAAUAAAGGCUCAAAAUAUCAUAGUAAAUCAAAACAGAUUUAACUCGCAUGUUGAUAGAGAUUAAGAGAUAGUAAUAAACUUGUAUGAAGCAGCAAAGUCAAUGACUGGUGGCUUAAUUAAGGAAAAUCUCGCUACAGGAGUCAUCCAAUGCCCUCAUAUCAAAAGCAAAAGCUCUCUCGAUUUGGACAAGCUGAAUAUUUAGACAUGA
Molecule: messenger RNA, 2190 nt
Organism: Stylonychia lemnae
Lineage: Eukaryota; Ciliophora; Spirotrichea; Sporadotrichida; Oxytrichidae
Source: the annotation of a GenBank genome assembly